AUUGAAUAUGAAAAAUCAGCAGCUUCCAUUUCAGCUUUUGACACAACACAGGCAAAGUGCAAGGCCACUAUCGAGAAGCCCACGGGAAUACUUGUUUGGAACCUUGCACCCCCCCCUCCCCUUAUCAUAACACACGUACAACCCCCUUCUCUAUCAAUAAGUCUAAUAGUCUGCUGUUGUCAACAUUUGCAUUGGAAAAUAAGGGAAAUAUUGUCCAGCCGUGUUUAUUAUUUAUUUGUCGGGGAAAAUAAGGUCAGGUAUUCCAUGCAGGAUUUCCUGGAAUGAUAAUGAGGACACAAAGGAUGUAAAGUCAGGGAAAAAAAAAUAGAAAAUCAUCAUUGAGGUUAGUGUUGCACUGAAAAAUCAUGAUUUGGUGAGCACAUUUUGCAGGAUAUGUGCACUCACUGCACUCAGAUUAGAUAACCAGCCUCUCGUGUUCUCUUGUCCCUCCCCCUGGCAAAGAGCUUUAAAAGGAGUGGUUUGCACAUUGUCGUAUGUCUUCAGACUUCACCACAAGCACACCACACCACAUCAGCAUGGACUUCUCCAAAAAUGCAACAGAGCAACCAGAGCCUCUUAAGGCUGAAGUGAAAGGGAACAUCCCUUCCUGGCUGCAAGGCACGCUACUUCGCAACGGUCCCGGGAUCUUCUCAGUGGGGGACACCAGCUACAACCACUGGUUUGAUGGCAUGUCCAUCAUGCACAGCUUCACCUUCAAGGAUGGCGAAGUGACCCACCGGAGCAGGUUCCUCAGAGGUGACACCUACAAAGCCAACAUGGAGUCCAAUAGAAUUGUUGUAUCUGAAAUGGGAACGAUGGCCUACCCCGACCCGAGCAAGAACUUCAUUGUUAAGGCGAUCACCUUCCUCAACCACACGGUUCCCGACUUCACAGACAACGGUGCCAGCAAUUUCAUCAAAUACGGUCAGGAUUAUUUUGCCACCUCGGAAACCAACUACAUUCGCAAAAUCGACCCCGUCACCUUGGAAACGCUGGACAAGGUGGACUACAUGAAGUUCCUUCCUGCGAACUUGGCGACAUCCCAUCCUCACUACGACAAGGACGGCAACGCCUACAACAUGGGCACUUCUAUAGCCGACAAGGGCAAGACAAAAUACAUGCUGUUCAAAGUCCCGGCUCUUUCUCAGAAAGACAAGGACAAGAACGUCCUGGCGCUGAAGAACGUCCAGGUGAUCUGCUCCGUGCCCUGCCGCUCCCUCCUGACUCCCAGCUACUACCACAGCUUCGGAAUGACGGACAACUACUUCAUCUUCAUCGAGCAGCCCUUCAAGCUGGACAUCGUCAAGAUGGCCACCGCGUACAUGAGAGGCGUCAACUGGGCCAGCUGCUUGAAAUUCCACCCGGAAGACAACACGCUGAUCCACCUGAUAGACAGGAAGACGGGCAAAGAGGUGGAGACCAAGUACUACACGGAAGCCAUGGUGGUCUACCAUCACGUCAACGCCUUCGAGGUGGAUGGUCACGUCGUUUUUGACGUCAUCGCCUACAAGGACAACAGCCUUUAUGAGAUGUUCUACCUGAGCAAGCUGAAGGACAACCAAGGGCAUCACGACCAGAGCUACUCCAAGCCCAGCUACAAGAGAUUCGCCAUUCCCGUUCGGCCAUCCCAGGGCGCGGCGAUCGGAGAGAACGUGGUGAAGGUGAAAUGCACCACAGCCAGCGCGGUGAAAGAGAAGGAAGGCAAGCUAGUGUGCCACGCCGAGGUUCUCUGCGAAGGGUUGGAGCUGCCUCGAAUUAACUACGACCUGAACGGCAAGAGCCACCGCUUUGUGUACGGGAACUGUGUGGAGCAAUCUGUUCUGGCUAAAGAGAUCGGCAAGUUUGACAUCGAAAGCAAGCAACUGCUGACCUGGAGCGAAGACAACUGCUGGCCGUCCGAGCCGGUCUUUGUGCCGAGACCCGACGGCGAGGCGGAGGAUGACGGCGUGGUGUUAGCAUCUGUGAUCAACACCAACCCCGAUCAGUCUAACUUCAUCCUGAUUCUCGACGGCAGAACAUUCAAGGAAGUAGCUCGGGGGUAUGUGAACACUGACCUCCAAAAAGACAUGCAUGGAUUUUUUAUCCCUUUCGGAAAUUAGCCUUUUAUUGUAUACAUUUCCAAAUAUUUCGGAGAACUGUGCCAAAAAAAAAAAAAAAAACGAUUGUAAUAUGAUGCAACAUAUAGUACUAUAUAUCCCCAUGUUAUUCUCUAUUGUUGCUGUUUUUGGUGCUAUUUUCUUUCACUAUUGAAGAAAAUGAAGGAAAUUGAUUGCAACAAUAAAUCCAUAAAGUGGGUGUAGUCAUCAUUCUCAAGGUCUUUACCUCGAGGGAAUCAUGUGACCAGUCGCGGCUGUAUAUUAUUGCAUCACACUGACCUAGUCUAACAUGUUGGAAACAUGGCAAAGUCAGUGUUGACGUGAUAAAAAAGACUGCAUGCACCACUUGGAAAUAAUUUUUUGAAUUAAAAAUUUUAAUUAAAUUUUUUUUAAUGUGAGAAAAAAAACACAGAAUGAAGUU
Messenger RNA from Doryrhamphus excisus (bluestripe pipefish), 2517 nucleotides. It is a transcript of the gene bco1, whose product is annotated as beta-carotene oxygenase 1. NCBI's taxonomy places the organism in Eukaryota, Metazoa, Chordata, Actinopteri, Syngnathiformes, Syngnathidae. Gene Ontology annotation, molecular function: carotenoid dioxygenase activity; beta-carotene 15,15'-dioxygenase activity. Gene Ontology annotation, biological process: carotene catabolic process; retinal metabolic process. The record is from RefSeq and is a predicted model, not a curated record.